CCGGGGCUGACAGCGCCUCUGGCCCCGCGGGAAGCCCCGGGGUGAUUCUCGCCUCUCUCCAGGAGCUCGGCUUUGGGGUUCUCCUCGGCUUGGUCUUUCUCCCUGCAGAGGAUUCCCUUUGGUGGGGUCAGAACAGGAAUGACAUGGUUUAGAACAACUUAUUGCUGGUGCUUUGCUAGGAUGAAAAGCUUGGUCCGAGAACCCCUAAGCCCCAGUGUGCGGUCCUGUCACCUCCGCCCCCGCAGAGGGCAGCCCGGCCCGACCUGCCUUCUGCUGGCCCCUCUCUAUGCUCUGUACCCAGCCGGCCAGGAUCAUUGCCAGGGAGGGGGCCACGGCCCGGUGGCAGCCAGAGCUGGGAAGACCCAGCACAUGGGCCAGCCCCAGGGUCCCUGGGCCAUGGAGCUGCGAGAGUGGGUGCCACCCAUUGUCCCAAGGAGAGGACACACAGCUGUCACCAAGGCUAACCCACAGGCCAUUUGCUGUGCUGGGGCAGACCCCGCCCAGCGUGGUGUGGGGGCCCUCAAACAGCGCCGACCACAGCUGCACCAGGGGGUGGUGCCGUGCUGUGCUGGGUCUUUCGAAUGUGCACCCCUUGACGCAGCUCGCGCAGUAAUUGGCCCUAAAGACAGGAUCCUACAGCACCUGAAGCAGCAGCGGGACAAGCUGAAGCAGUACCAGAGGAGGGUCUCCCAGCAGCUGGAGCGGGAGCGGGAGAUCGCCCGGCAGCUCCUGCGGGAGGGCAGGAAGGAACGGGCCAAACUGCUGCUCAAGAAAAAGCGGUACCGGGAGCAGCUUCUGGACAAGACAGAAAACCAGAUCACCAGCCUGGAGGCCAUGGUCCAGAGUAUCGAGUUCACCCAGAUUGAAAUGAAGGUGAUGGAGGGACUGCAGCUGGGAAACGAGUGUCUGAAUAAGAUGCACCAGGUGAUGUCCCUGGAGGAAGUGGAGCGGAUACUGGACGAGACCCAGGAGGCCGUGGAGUACCAGCGGCAAAUAGACGAGCUGUUGGCAGGAAGCCUCACCCAGGAGGAUGAGGACGCCAUCCUGGAGGAGCUGAACACAAUCGCCCAGGAGCAAGUACAGCUGCCGGACGUCCCUUCAGAGCCCCUUCCGGAGAAGAAGCCAGACAAAGUCCCCGUCAAGGCCAGGCCCAGACAGGCGGACCCAGUAGCAGCCUCGUAACCCUACCCCCUCGCAUGGGACGGGCCAGGGCUCCCCAGGGACCAGCCACAGAGAGCGUGGGUGUGGCCAGCCCUGCCCGGGCUCCCAAGUGGCCUGUGCCAGCCCAGGUGCCUGUGGAACAGCACCGCGCGUGGGGUCUGCUGUCGGGACAACUCAGAGCAUUUCCCGGGCACUGCCAUGCUCUCAUUUCUGGACCAGAAGGCAGCAUUCAGACCCUUCAGCCAAACAGCUUCUGAAGCUGUGCUCCCACAGGGCUGCAGCCAGGCCCUGUGGGCCUGGUGCCAGCCACACUCCCAGCCCGGACCGGCAGGGCUGCACGGGCCACCUUCAGCUCAGCUUCCUCUCCUGUGGCACUUCAGGCCCAGGGUCCCCUCGCUUCCCUCGUACACUUCUGCUCCCGUCAGCUGGCAGGGGCUUCGGUUAAAGGGCCCGGCUUGGCCUGGCCUCCUGACGUGCCCAGUUUCCACGUACAUUCAGGGGUGGCAACCUCUGCUGCUGUGUUCGCUUCUGGGAGUGGUGGGCCAGGAGGGGCGCAUCCUCCUGGGUUGACGACUACAGGAGCCCUGACCACCCCUCAUCACUUGUGGGUCCCAUACAGGGAGGCUCGGCCCUGCUGAGGAGGGGCUUCCGGGACAGCCAGCAGGCCCCGUUCAGCCGUGGGACACUCUCCAGCUGGGCUUGAGCUGUCAGAGACUCAGGACUCCCCUGGCCUGCCAGCUCUGAGCCGCCAGCACAAGGCAGAGGCUGCAGAGGCUGGGCAUGGCAUCUGUGGUGCACGGUUCCUUCUGGACUUAGUCUCGCUGGGACCUCACUCCCAGCAGGAGCACAGGGGCCCUCCUGGCCUCCAGGCUGUCGGCCAUAUAUUAAAGUCAACGCCAUUCCUC
Molecule: messenger RNA, 2066 nt
Organism: Manis javanica (Malayan pangolin)
Lineage: Eukaryota; Metazoa; Chordata; Mammalia; Pholidota; Manidae
Gene: CHMP6
Product: charged multivesicular body protein 6
Biological process (GO): vesicle budding from membrane; late endosome to vacuole transport via multivesicular body sorting pathway
Cellular component (GO): ESCRT III complex; multivesicular body
Source: RefSeq, a predicted model, not a curated record